Procambarus clarkii (red swamp crayfish) is the source of this 10085-nucleotide messenger RNA. RefSeq names its product rough deal (gene rod). The record is from RefSeq and is a predicted model, not a curated record. Lineage: Eukaryota; Metazoa; Arthropoda; Malacostraca; Decapoda; Cambaridae. Gene Ontology annotation, biological process: mitotic sister chromatid segregation; protein localization to kinetochore involved in kinetochore assembly; mitotic spindle assembly checkpoint signaling. Gene Ontology annotation, cellular component: RZZ complex; cytoplasm; kinetochore microtubule. Gene Ontology annotation, molecular function: small GTPase binding.
AUUGGCGGGAAGGUUGCUGACACACUGACACUCUCCCACCAUCGUCGUCGCCCCUUAAUUCAUAACAACACUGACACGCUGACACUGGUGGUGGUGGCUGACGGCGUGUGCACCAGCUCAAGUGUGUUAUACAACACACAAGAUGGUGAAGUGGGAGGUGCUCGAUGCCGAGUGUGACGAGGAGACUCGUCAGGCUGGUGAUCUGGGCUCUCUUACAUCUCUCUAUGAAGUGGUGAAGUUAGCUUACCUUCAGCCAGAUUGUCCGGUAGAUGGUUUACCUCAGCUGUGUGCCAGUACAGCUUGGGGUUAUGUUGCUGUAGCGAUCGACUGCACCAUUUUUGUGUUUGGUGAAGGAUGCUCUUCUCUUAUCAUGCAGCUGGUUCUAGAGGCACCAAUAGACUUGGUGCUCUGGAUCCCUCAGGGGGAGUUUCUCUUCCUGGGAGACAGAGCUGGUGGCAUUCAUUGUGUUCAUGUGAAGUCACAGACAGUUGUAAUUACAAAGCUUCUUUCUUUAACUGUGACCAAUACCAAACUCUUCGUUGGUGGAGGCUGCAGGCAGUCAGAAGACGGGCUGGUUUCUGUCUCCUUAGUUACCUCCCGUGGCCAUGUUGUUAGGAUGGAAAACUUUGACUCUGAAGCUUUAUCUGAUGGCCUUCGCCUAGGUGAUCAAGACAAUCUGAGAUCUCUUGAAGCUCAAAUGAUGAUAUCAGUAGAUAGUAUGAAUCUUGGUGAUGUGGAGGUGUUGACUGCAGGAUACAGCAGUAAUAAUCCUUGGAUUUGGUGUGGAGAUACGGUCGGUACUGUGCAGUGGAACCCUUCGAGCCUCCCCCUCCCCUCUCAGUCAUGCACCUGGCAGCUCGUCCACAAGCCUGGUUGCCUGCGUGUUAUCCCAGUGUGUGACAGUAGAUAUGUUGUAACACUGGACAUGGCUGGCAAACUAGCAGUGUUGUGUGGUGUAACUGGGGUAACUGUGUGGGAAGCUGACAGUGAUGUCAUUCCAGUUCUGGACAUUGCCUACCUCCAGGGAGAUGAGCAGAACACCCAGUUUCUCCUCCUCCUCAAAAAUCCUAAUUCUGAUGGAUGUCUUCUACGUAUUGUAUCAUUUCCAGAAUUUUUAACAGUGUAUGAACUGGGUGUAAACAAGUGCACUCAGCUCGUGUUCAUUGGCGAAGGAGCAGAGUCAAUAAUGUUCCUAGAACCUGAUGUGGAUGCUGCCAGCCUUCUCACAAGCAGCCUCAAACUCAAAAGCAUUGUAGAUGGUGUUCCUGAGGCAAGGCUGGCAAAACUCUUGAUGAAACGCAAAUUCAAGGCAGCUGAGGAGUUUUGUGACCGCUUUGGAUUGAACAUUGAGGAGGUUCAUAAGGCACGGGCCAGGUUUUUGUGUGAUUUGAUGAAUCCAUGGAACAUAUCGGCUGUAAAUAAUACUCUAAGUGAGGUGGAGGGAAGUGGAAGUCUUAUUGAGGAACUGUUGCUCACCCUAGAUAAGAUCAACGAUUCAGAAUUUGUGACUACUCUUUGCAUCGAGGCGCCUUUACCCGAUUUAAUUAUCACAAAGAAGAUUCUCAAUUAUGCUAAAGAACGACUUGCAAAUUCAACACAGUCUGAAGAAGGUGAUCAGUUAAGUAGCUUAAUGCAGCGUGUGAGUGAGAGCACCUACCGCCUAAUAACCUUCCAGACCAUCUUUCCAUCUUCAGAUAUUCAACACUGGCUUGCGUUCUCCCAUACAGACAUGCUUGAAGAGUUUGUUGAACACUUAAGAAGGGGAAACUUGGACGUUGCAUCAACAGUGUGGCAUCGGCAUCAGUACGAGUUCAGCCAACAUGUGGACCAGGCGUGUGUAUCUCAGAUCUUGGUGGCUUUCCCACAUAAUGUACCAUCUUCAGUACUUUUGAAAUGGCUGCCAAGGAAUGUAUUGGGGGACCUGGUGAAGCUCUGCCCCAGCUCAAUGGAAAUAAUUGCCAGCUGGGCUGACAGUAGGGUCAAGAGCUUGGAAGUUGUAGAAAAGGCUGCGUGGCCUUCUAAUGGAUUAACACUUGCAAAUACCAUUAUCUCUGUUCUGGAAAAUGUUGCUGCCGAUUUCCAUGCAGGUGGUAACAUAGAGGUGCAGAUGGCCGUUCACGUUGCCCAGUGGAAAGCUCACAGUCCGACGUCUGCGCUCUACCAUCUCCGACAGACGGCUCUUGCACUCCAGGAUUUACAACUGCUAGCAGAAAAUUUUAGAAUAAAAAUAGAGUUCAGUCAGUAUACACAGGAAAACAAAGAGGCUGUCGUAGCAGCUUUACUGGACUGGCUAGUGUGUGGUGAGGAGGUCUCCCCCUUAAUGAAUGGCUUUUUACAUUCAUAUCUGAUUCAUCACGAGCUUGAUCACGAUGGCACUCUGGAACACUAUGUGCUGGACACCUUGGCCUCGGCGGAUCAGGACUGGUGGGCGUGGCAAGAGGCACCAUGGGAGGACAAGCUUUAUGCUGUCAUAGAUGUCAUAUCUGAUGCUCAGGUUCGUGCACAAUGUAUCCUGGAGUGUAUUCGUGUGGCUCCCGUACCCUGGAGUAUUGGCACACAAGCAGUGUGUGACUUAGGACUAUCCCUUAAUACCAGCCUCAGCAGUCAACUGGAGGAUCAGAGGCGUUUAGUGGACCUCAAGUUGGUGUUAAGAAGAUAUGGUCUCCAUCUCACUAAUAUAGAUGAUCCAAGAAAUGCUGAGAUGAUGUUAAAAAACAUAUUGUCUCAUGAUGAAGGAAACGAGAUGGAGGACGCUCUUCAUGUGGUUGCUGCCUAUAAACAUCUAUCCAAAGUAGAUGCAUAUUUUAUCAGGUCUAUUUAUCUCCUUAAAACAAGGAAAGCAGAUGGUGUGAAAAAACUUCUUCAGGAAUCAAGUAAUAAUCUUCAAAGACAGACUUCUCAAAUGCUGAUUACAUUUGCUACUCAAACUAUGCUCUUUCCUCCAAGAGGACAGAAGGGACGAGAACUACAUUUAGCUGUGACUGAGGGUAUGGUAGCACUGGAGAUGUUGUUAAUAAAGUGGCAUUGCACGACUGGGACCCCAUUUGAUGAAAAUUUAUUUGCCAAUUUUCACAAACUUCACAUUUUACAGGUUCGCUAUAGUCUUUUCCCAACACUGAAGGAAUUAAAUGACAAAAGCUUUUGCAAGAAAUUGUUUGAGGAUGAAGUGUCAAAUUGGUGCAAGGAGAAUGGUACCUUGUGGGUUACUGAAGGAAAGACAUACGAGGACACAGCUUCCAAGAGCACCGGGACACCAGGAGACGGCAAGACCUCUCUUGCCGUCAACAAAGAGGAAAGAAGUUCCUCGAGAAGGUUGAGCCAUUUUCAACACAUGGCAUCUUUGCUAGGAAUUUCGCAGGGUCAUUUGUUAUCUCUCUUGGCCUCAUUAGCUGCCAAGAAUGGUGAGCUGAAGACAGCAGUUUACAUAUGCCAAGAGAUCCUAGCAGACCCAACAGUUGUGGAUUACACAGAAAUUCUUACUGAAGUAGUUAAACUAAUUGUUGAACAGCAAAAUUCAAAGUUAGUUGAAAAUGGAGAAUUGUCGCCUCUGAAUAGAUCAGAACUGCAAGAGAAGAAUUCUAGCGUUAAGUCGUGUGCAGACCUUGUAGAAGUGUUGUAUGAACUUGUGAGUUCAGCCCUGAUAUCUGUGCAUCCAGACCGUGUGGAACCGCUGUUGGAGCUGGGGAGCUGGUGCUGGCUGGGCCAGACAUUGUACGCACAGUGCCAUGUGGAGGGUGUGUACACCAACACUGAUGGUGUAGAGACUAGCAGUCCUUACAGUAAUUGGAAGUUUAGUGCAUUAUUUCAUGAUGCCAGUAUGCCUAUUGAAGGUAGCUUAGUUACUUCACUGAUAACACAAGCCAUGGAAGUCCAUUUGAAUUUCUCUCAUUACAAAAGUAAAGCUCAUUCAGUUCCUUACCAAAACACUGAUGAGGAAAGAGUUAAUUUGUUUAGAAAUGCACAUCUGACAGAUAUCUUACGGGACGUGAUAUGUCAUCUUCGUGCAAGAGGUCAAGAUAUGCUGGCACUUUCUAUCUCAUUAUUGCUAGUUCAGCACUGCGUUAUUUCAGGCACCCAGUCAUCCUUGGUUGGAGGUAUGCCUGAUUGGCAACAAGUAUUUACACUCUUAUUAAAAGUUGUUGGGAGUACACGGCCUGAUUUAAAACUUGCUGUCAGCUUGCUUGUCUUACUGAUGAAAAAAGAGGCUUUAAAAGUACUCAAUGAACUUAUCAAAAGAUUUGGCUUUGAUUACAUAAGGCUUAUAUCUGUUGCUACUAUAGGUAGAGACUAUUGUACAUUGCAUGGACUGCAAGAGUUUAAGGAACACUUUGAGUUGUUGUUAAUGAAAGCUCAGUGGGGUAAGCGACUGAGUGACCUGAAUAUAUCAUUCAAGGAAGCAUUUAAAGGAGAGAGUGCUGCUUUGAAAACUGUUAUGGUCAAUUUGGUAUCUCAUUCAGAGUGCUCUUUCUCCAUACUCUAUGAGUAUUGCAAGAGUUUUAAAUUGGAUGUGACGGAUGCAUUGCUCUGCUAUCUAAGAACUUCACUUCAUUCCUGGACACCAGAAUUGUCCAGUGAAGAUCGGCAUGUAGGUGGUAUUGUACAUAUUGAACCUCCUCGUGCUUUACUGUCCAAAUGCCAAGCCAUUGUUGCUGAGAUUACCAACAAGUCACAGUUGCAACAAAUGCUCUUAGAACAGUUGGAUUUGAUAAGUUCCUACAGCUAUGAAUUUAUUGAACUUGUAUUGCAACAACUGAUAAUACUUGAAGAUGACACCGAAGAAUUAGAUUUGCUAAAUCGUGGUUUGGAAGUGGUAAAUUUUCUUUGGGUAUAUGCUAGGCAGGCUGCAGUAAGUGAUACGGAAGUAGAUGAAUGGGUCUCCAGCCAUCCUCAGAGUUUAGGUCCUCCUGACAUAGCUAAGUAUCGUCUGCCUUUUCAUGACCUCUACAGGAGGAGUAAAUUGGUAAUGAAAAUAAUUGAAGCAGAAUUGAAUAUAUUAACUGUUGAUAAAUGGCUUAAAGCUUCUCAUUUCUUGAAAUUAAACCCAGAUCAAUUGUGCAUGAUGGCAACGCAGAAUACAGUUUCUAAAUCUUUAGAGAUAUCUGAAAGAUCCAAAUAUAACUCUCCCUCUGGAGUGUCUGAGACGAGCAAUGUCAAGACGCCCCAGUGGCAAGUGUGCAGUAGCAACAGUGCUCUGUUGGCCCGUGUUCAGUCAGUGGUCAGUAAGAUCCAGCAUGAUGAAUUAGCAACUGCUUGUGCUAGUUGGGUGGUGAACAGACUACCUCCAGGAGCUGACAAAGUAGAAGCCGCUAAGAAAAGUAAACUGCUGGCCAAACAGUGGAAAGAGCGUAGUCAAGAUCCCAAGUCAGCCGAGGCGUGUAUACGUAUGAACCUUCGGCACCAGCAGCUAGCUAUUGAGCAUGCACUGCAUAAACAUUGUCUGGCAGAGCCACAGUAUCUGGCACUGACACGUACUCCGGUAGUACUUAUCUUUGAACUCUACCAGCAUCCGUCACUGGACUCUCUAGCAACUCUUGGCACUCAGACAAUGCCAGAUAUAAAUGCCUGCGUAUCCGAUAUAUGUAACAUCAUCGACUGUAAUCAGGUGACAAUCCAGCUGGAGUUACUGGAAAAGUGGCUACCACCUCCAGAGUCCGGCGAAGGAAUUGGAUUGGAGGAGACGGUAACAAAUUUCAAGAUCGCUUUGGACCCAAGUUCCUGUGACAAUGAUCCAAGUGACGAUGCUUCACUUUCCAGGGUUACUUAUCUCUUGCGAUGCUGCUCUCAAGAUGAAGCUGUGGGUUACCUUCUGAAUCGUGCGCUUAAUGAGGACACCAGUUUCUCUGCUGCUCAUCGUCUGAGAGCUCUUCGUUGUCUACUGGCUAUUGCUGAUGAAGAGAUGAUCCAGAAGCAUUGCCCUAAGGGUAUCUCGUCCAUUAGGUCAUACCUGCAGACCAUGACGUACGUGAGCCGCCUGGAAGCACUGGGUCAUGCUACUAGUGUGAAGCAGUUUAACAGUAUGGACAAGUGUGCACUAAUAGAAGGGCUAUGGCGAUCACAACGGCACAAUCCGAUGGCGCUAAUUUUACUUACCGACCUGUGUCAUGACUAUAAGGUGACAACAGCAUCACUCUGGGGUGCAGUACUUGUUCAGAUCACAAGUUUUGUUAAGUCAGGUCAGAUGGACAUCACUGCACUUGAGCGUGUCUUAAUUCGUGUGAAGAGCCUACCUCAUCUUUGGAUUGUUCCAGCACUUACUACUGCUUGGAUCACACUUAUUAACUACCCAUUUACAAAAGCCAGCCAUCCCGUCAAUGACAACAACCUGGCGUCGUGCCUGCACAGUGUGGACUUGCUUCUGCGGCACUGCCCUGUAGUGGUGCCCAUUGCCCCUCUAGUGAAGCUCUGUCACAACUUGCAACUGCCCGUCUUGGCUCUUGCUGUUGCUGCUGCAGACCAAGUGCAAUCUCAUGAUCUUCAGUCUCUAGCGAACAGGACACCAGUUGCCACUCUCAAGAGUCAGUACGAGCAGCUCAAGUCCUUGCUUUCCUUCCCAAAGAGUGUUGAGGAUCUUUUGGAGUGUCUUCAGUAGUUUCCAUCACCUGUAAAUGACUGUCAUGCAGGUGAUCUGAGAAACAAGAUUGUAAACAAUUAAAGAUAUCUUAAGUAAUGACCAAGAUUUAGUGCCAUGAAACGUAUAUAUUGGCUGGUUAUAAACAAUAUUUAUUCAAAUACAAUUACUGGUAUAAGGUAUUUCAAGGAGUGUUCUUCCUAGUUCAAAUUAUUUACCCAUGAUCAUAAUAAAAAAUUUCACCACAAAAUUUAAUAUGUUCUUCUCCUAUUAUCAUAUUAUCAUAGUCUGGUGACUAAUCAAAUAUGGGGGGACAAAUUACCCUAAGUGGAAGGUCAAUAUUUCAUGUACCUACACCUGACCUUUAUUAAAGCUAAUUCUGUAAGUUAUUAUAGGGUGUUUACAAACCAAGACCUGUUACUCUGCUGCAUGUUAUUUAAGUUUAACCACAUAAAUUUAUUAUGAAUUGAUUCUGGAGGUGUAUAUUAUAUACUAUACUUUUCAGUAGUGCUAUAGUCACACAAGCCCUGUUAAGAAUGAUGCUUUGACUUAGCAGAGAAACUUAAGUGUCUGCAGUGAUCCAGAGGGCAGUGAAAUGUGACCACAAAGCCCCUCUUCUGGUUGAAGGUGAGGAGUGAGACUAAGGUGUCCCAGGUGGCUUCUUACCACCUGUGUCUGUGUGCAUGGUAACCCAUGUACUCCACCUGCAAGUUGAGGGCUUAAGGCACUACACACCCUAGAGGAAGGAACACUGGUGGGGUGACAGGGGUAAAACUGGUAGUUCAGUGAGGGUUCAGCCAAAUCUAUGCUGACUUAUUCCGGUUAGGGAUAAAUGGGCAUUCAAAGGCCUAGGGUUAUCUUGGAUGUUAAGUUAACCUCACCUUGUUGAGCUGUGUGGUGGAUAUAAUAUACCUUCGGCACAUGAGGGGGAGGUGGUGACUAGGCCUACGUGUGUUCUACUCCUUGAGCUACAUAGUCCUCCUAGCUCGGUGCCUUUUUUUUUUUUUAUAAUUACCAGUACUUCACUGGAAAAUCCCCUAGGGACCACCACUUAUUACAUCGAACUACAAAGCAUGGGCACUCCUAUAGCAUGACUGGGCCAAGAUUGUGAUUCUGCAUCUUAAGGUAUCGACUUAUCAGUCUAUUCUUAUCAGUAUUUAUGGGAAGUAGUUGAAGAAAUAAGUUGUCACAUAAAUAACUGUUGCCUCGGGCAGAAAUGCUAACCUUGACGUGCUUGACCACCACUAGAUGACAGCCAAGGUCACCCCAGGGUCCUGGUUACCCAUCUACCUCAUUAGGCAGAAGAUAACCAGCAACUGGAGGAACAAACUAGGACAGCUAGUUGUGGACACAGGAACAACAGCCAACAGAGGGAAACCUUGACAAAGAACUAGACCAGACCACAACCUGCACAGAAUGUAAAAAGGGCACCAGGAGCAAGAAAAAUGGAGGUUCAAGAUAUUUUCUGAAGAAGGGCCUGGGAGGGAAGACAUAAACAGACCCAAAAUUGGGGCCCAAUUGCUUUGUCCAAAACCAAGGAGAGGCGACCAUAAAACCUGCAGAACUGGGCAUGCUGAGACAUCCAGGACCCACAGUCACAGGAGCCAUACAAACACACCAGAGCUGGAGUAAAAUGAAUUUUAGAAAACUCAUUUGUCUAACAGUUAAGAUCAAAUUGAUUGUACUGUAUUUUAUUUUGUGUAAUCACAUAAAGAGAUACUCAUUAUAAAAGAUCCAUCACAAUGAAAUGAAAGAAAGCCUUGCUGAAUUAAGGGAUAUUUGAACAGACAUGCUACAAGUAGGAUGACAAAAGAACACCAAGAAUAAAGUAGACUAUAGAAGGACAUUUUUUAUUGAUGGGCUUUAUGAAAUCAUAAUGUAGAGAAAUUUCGUUUAGUGUAUACACUUAUCUUUACUGCCAAAAAGACCUUAGUAAAGCUUUAUCAAAAGCCCUUAUGGGUUGAAUGUUACAUAAUCAUCCUGGCUUGAUGCCUUUUGAUACGUACUUACAUGCUAAACAGCAUUAUCAAUAAAAUCUACUUCAUGUUUCUCUACCUCGUGUUUUCUGCAUAUGUCAAUGUCCAGCUGAUAAAGCAUAAAUUGCCUAGUUAAAAUGGUAUUAACAGCUCAAGAUGGUUGAACAACUUGCUGUUUUUGUUCCAGAAAAUUACAUGUUGCUCGUCUUGGCUUCUGCAGGCGAGUUACUCUUUAGGGGGAGCUUCAUACAGUUCACUUGUCUGGUUGUGUGAUUUGGUAGUUAGUGUAGUUCAGUUUUUGGAUACAAAGAGAUUUUGAAGUGUCAUUACCCCCUUUCAUCUAGCAAUAAAUAAGUACACAGGAGUUAGGCAACUCUUGUGGGCUGCAUCCUGCAAAGGUCAAAAAGAAUCUUUUAUGUCACUGGAUAUUUAAAAGGUGCUAAAUAUCAUUCAGGUUGUCAAUGACAAAAGGACACAAGGUGGGCAAUAUAAAAGGUAUCAAAGUCAUCAAGAAUUUGAGAGGUACAUCAGGAAAUCAUGACAAGUCUUAAAAAUCAGGACAUUCUACAAGAAAGUGUAUGAUUGCAAGUGGGACAAUGCCAUUAGGACAAGGAGCAGAGCAGUAUAUUAUUGAGUGAGUGCAAGUUAAGUGUCUUUUACGGUGGUGGGGGAAGGCAAAGGAGAGAGGUCACCUUUAUGAGUGAACAGUUUAGUUGUAAUUUCAGACCAAUGACCUUGACAACAGUUGUGGAUUGCAGAAUGAAUGACUGGGUAGAAAUCUGAACAAGUAAUUUCUUUUUGGAGAAAUAGGAUAACUGUGAUAGUCCUCCUUAGCAUUGGAGAUCUAUUGCAAUACUGAAUGAGCGUAUGGUCUUGGUGUCCUUAUGUUCAUUAAAGGUAACACCAAUAUGGCUGGAAGCCAAGCAAAAUUCAAUUGUCUUAAAUCUGCUAGAUAAGAAAUGGCCAGUAUUGGAUAUCGAUCACCACAGGAUGCAGAGGGUUAAAUGACUCCAGAGCCAUGAGGGCACUGCAAGUCAAACACAAUAACAAAGCAUGGCACAAACGAGUGAGGAUGUUGCAAAGACCAUGCAAGGUAGUGAAGGUAACAGUAAUCCUUAGAGACAGGAUGCCAGUUUCAAUAUACAGUAUAAGCUCUGGGUGCAGGAUGAGAGUCAAGGCGUAACCCAGUACAGUAUCAUCAAAACAAUGACGACUCGAGGCAGAAGAAAAGGGAGGAACCAUAAUUGAAUUUAGACAGCAUGAGUGAGUGUGUGAGAGAGAAAAUGUGUGUGGGGGGGCUCCCAGCGGGUGGUGCAAUGACCCAAAAGGUUACCCUACAUGGAUCUCCUCCAUACAUACUACACCCGGAAAGGGGAGGAGGAGGGCACUGGCCCCAGGGAGUCAUACAUGACCCCUUCACCAUAACGGGGAGACCAUUGAGGGGGGAGAACCUCAAUAAGCUUAAAUGGCUUUCUGUCCUCAACAGGAACAAUACUGUGAAAUAAUGUAGUCUAGACAGGUUAUUAAAGGCUGGAAAUUAU